Engraulis encrasicolus (European anchovy) is the source of this 1926-nucleotide messenger RNA. RefSeq lists its product as uncharacterized. The record is from RefSeq and is a predicted model, not a curated record. NCBI's taxonomy places the organism in Eukaryota, Metazoa, Chordata, Actinopteri, Clupeiformes, Engraulidae. The transcript is spliced from 3 exons. Gene Ontology annotation, molecular function: serine hydrolase activity. Bases 112 to 1020 code for a protein of 302 amino acids.
GGAACAGGGGGAGGGCGGAGCUGCGAGCAAGCUAUACCCUCCUACUACCCCUGUUGUUGAGGAAGAGGAUUCAAAAUACUACAACCAGACGGCAGCAGCCACCCUGCUGCCAUGCUCGCCCGUGCUGCCCUCUCCUCUGGUGUGACCAUCCACAAGAUCAGCAAAACAAUCACCCUCUAUUGCAAUGACAAGCCAAUCACCCCAACCCACACCUCUUCGUCUUCAUCAUCCACACCGGCGGAGGAGAGCCCAGGCACCACCACCAGCUCUGGAGCCCAGCAACAACAUCAGCCCAGCAGGCCCCUGCUGCUUCUCCUGCCCUGGCUGGGCUCGCGACCCCAAGCCGUGUCCAAGUACUGCGAGAUCUACUUCCGCACGGGCUUCGACGUGCUGAUGGUGGAGAGCCAGGUGUCCCUGUUCCUGUGGCCGCGCUGGGGCCUGGAGUACGGCGCGCGCCUCCUGGACCUGCUGGAGAGCGACCAGCGCUUCUGCCGCCGGCCCCUGCUGGUCCACGCCUUCUCCAUCGGGGGCUACACCUUCAGCCAGCUGAUGAUGCACAUGGCCCAGGACCGGGAGCGCUACCAGGGGCUGGCGCAGCGCAUCCACGGCCAGAUCUACGACAGCCUGGUCAUCGGCUCCCUGGAACGGAUGGCUGUCGGUUUGGGUAAAAACCUUUUCCCCCGCAUCGAAGGCCUGGUGAGGCGCCUGAGCUUGCUCUACUUCCGCACGUUCAAGCAUCAGACGCUGGACUACUUCGCCACCGCCCUGGACGUCUUCUGGAACAGUCCCGUGACGGCGCCCGCCCUCUUUUACUACUGUGAGAACGACGCACUGGGCGACCCGGACGAAAUGGAGAAAUUGAUCGCCCACUGGAAGUCGAGGGGCGUCACGGUGGAGCACCUCCGUUGGAAGGAGUCCAUCCAUGCGGGACAUCUCCGCGCCCACCCACAGGAGUACCUCUCCUCACUGGACAGCUUCCUACACAGUCUCAGCAUAGUGCCGCUCAAAGCUAAGAUGUGAGCCCGGAAUCGCCCUGUUGUAGAGGGAGAGAACACAAGUAUUUGAGACUAUUUUCUUACACAUUGCACCCAUGAGAUGGUUGGUAUAGUGGGCACCACUUUAUAUGGAAAAAUAAACAGAACAUGGUUCUCUCAGGACAUGCACAAAUACAAGGCUUUUACAGUUUGGCUAACUGGUCUCCAAGAUGUUUACAAACAUUUACAGCUUAUUUCACAUUCAUAUCAAAUGUGGUAAAAGCAUUAAAUGUGAUAAAAGCAUUAAAAAAGAACCCCACUGGACUGUGCAGACUGGCAGUGCAGUGGCAAAAAUAGGUCUGAAUCAUUUCAGCGUUUGAUCAGUGUUUUAUGUAGCUUGUGUUUGAGGCAUAUCUGGGACAUGAAAACAUUCCGAGCCACGCCAUGGCUCAUUACCAUAACGUGAACUGAAGUUGCUUCUCUCCUGAUACUCUUCACACAAGCAAAAAAUGCCACACACCCCCCAAAAUGUGUUUACCACUUAUCAUGCCUUCUCUUCCAUGCAAAAUUGAACAGAAGGGAAAGCAUGACAAGUGCUAUGGAGUCGGUCAAUCUCUUCCACUUGCCUUACCGCCUUUGCCUCUGUUGGUGUGAAUUUACAGUCAUGCUGUAAAAAACUAUUUAUUUCUUGGUUCUCAUCAUGUACCCUAAAGAAUUUUGAACUACAAACUGUUUCACAACUACACUACACCAAGUGUGUUGUCUCGCUGUUCACAUUUCCUUGAAAUCUAGGCAUAACUCUUGGCACACAUACUUUAUUACUUGAAAAAAUGUUUGGACUUGACAAGUCUAUAGAGUUUAGAACACAUAUUUAUGACUUAUACAAAUAUUCUUAUAAUGUUUAAAGUGUGUACACCAUUAAAUUUGUUUAGUAAAAUGGAAUUUGUCCUGG